GGGGGAGCGCGGGGGAGGACAAUCGAGUGCCUACUAGCGCUGUACCGGCAGAGUCCUCAAGGUAGAAUGUCGACUGGUCGAGUUGUGCCUUAGGCAGACGUCGGCGGGCAGUUUCUCCGAGAGAAGCUGCUCCCAUUCUGGUCGCGCCAAAGGGUACCUGCGAGGCAUCGGACAAAGGCGUGAAAAUGGGUGCGUUCACCAUACGCGAAUCGACUCAAACACACGUAUGCAGCUCAUACGGGCGCUCUUUUUGCAGGCGCUCAUGUACGGAGCGACACAUAUGCACCCACACGGAGUACCCUGCAGGCCAGGAGGGGUGUGACCUCGGAUGGCGCGCCGUAGUCCCCAGGGGGGGGGGAGGACACGCUCCGGGGUGCAGUUGUGAGAAUGGCACACUGGUAGAAGCAUCCCUCGUUUCCCCCGGGGCAGGGAGUGGUGACGGGGCCAGUAAUGGCCGGCCAGUGCCCUGGGCGUCCCAGAAGCAAGGAGCCCGCAAGCACAGGCGGACCAGGCUUCUGUUGGCAGGCCCCGCGGCUGGGCAACAGCUCUCUCACUCCUCUAUCGAGGGCGACCCCCGAUUCAGGCGGCAGGGAGUCGACGAGCAGGAAGGAUAUAAAUCCCCUUUUGAGCGAAUCAUCUGUCCAUCAGGGACCCGUGUGUGUCUGUUGGGGCCUGCACAGCUUCGAGGGACGGCCCAGGAUAUGGUCGCACCCGCCUGGGGAUUGAGAUCGGGAAUCCUUGCGGUGCAGUUGGCCGGGUGUAGGAGAAAAGAGCUCGGCCUCCGACCAGACAGGUGAGCCACAACCGGUGGUGG
Fonticula alba is the source of this 814-nucleotide messenger RNA. RefSeq lists its product as hypothetical. The transcript has a single exon. The record is from RefSeq and is a predicted model, not a curated record. The coding region runs from base 186 to 797 and encodes 203 amino acids. Lineage: Eukaryota; Rotosphaerida; Fonticulaceae.